GAAGGGUCCACCCCAUGGGUGGAGUCUCGCUUUUUUCUUUCCAGUGUUGGCUGACUUACAGCUCCUAUAAACUAGUGGCAAUUUCUGCACCCCAGCCUGCUCCCUUUCAGUUUCUGGUUCCCAAGCCCAUGUGCCAGGGGCCGCCAGCAAGGAGGUAUGUGCCGUUCGUGCGAUUUCCAGGCGACUUCACCUCUGGGCGUGGCGGAUGUUUGUGUACACUUUCCUGGGUGGCGGACCUUGGUUCCCUCUGGAAAUAUUCUCCUGCGAGUAUUUAUUUGCCUGAAUCAACGCAACCCUGCGCCAUGGACCUCCUCGGGUUGCUGAAGUCUCAGUUCCUGUGCCACCUCGUCUUCUGUUACGUAUUUAUCGCCUCGGGGCUAAUAAUCAACACCGUUCAGCUCUUCACCCUCCUUCUCUGGCCAAUUAACAAGCAGCUCUUCAGGAGGAUCAACUGCAGACUGUCCUACUGCGUCUCCAGCCAGCUGGUGAUGUUGCUGGAGUGGUGGUCGGGCACGGAAUGCAUCAUCCAUACAGACCCCCAGGCCUACCCCAAGUACGGAAAGGAAAAUGCCAUCGUGGUUCUGAACCACAAGUUUGAGAUUGACUUUCUCUGUGGUUGGAGCCUGGCCGAACGCUUUGGGGUGUUAGGGGGCUCCAAAGUCCUGGCCAAGAAGGAGCUGGCCUAUGUCCCGAUCAUCGGCUGGAUGUGGUACUUCACCGAGAUGGUCUUCUGCACACGCAAGUGGGAGCAAGACCGCAAGACCGUCUCGCAGAGCCUGCUGCACCUCCGGGAUUACCCCGAGAAGUACUUUUUCCUGAUUCACUGCGAGGGCACUCGCUUCACGGAGAAGAAGCACCAGAUCAGCAUGCAGGUGGCCCGAGCCAAGGGGCUGCCCAGCCUCAAGUACCACCUGCUGCCACGCACCAAAGGCUUCGCCGUCACCGUGAGGAGUUUGAGAAAUGUAGGAGCCAGUCUGAAGGAAGGAGGCUGAAGCCCGCUGAACUCCAUGAGCCACACGCGCCCUUCUUGCUCCCAGACCCGGUGACCCCACAGCCACACCCGGUGCAGCCCGAAUGCCUGUUACCAUAAUGCCUCCACCAGCCUCACUCGCCCCUGGAGAGCCACACCUUUCCCCACCGGAAUGACAGGAUGGGGCAGAGGUCUGGGUUGCUGGGGGGUGGGGGGCCACCCCCCGGGCACUCCUGGGAGCCAGCCCCAGAGCCCCUCUCUCCUCAGCAAAGACCACCUCCAGCUGCCACAGCGCCCCACGCAGACCCCGCUGGCGGGCAGGCAGCAGGUCGAAGCUAAUGGACAGUGCUUUUCUGACCGGGUUUUGAAUGCUGGUUCUUCAUAUUCCCAACUAGAACCAAGACAUCCCGUCAUCCUCCUGCCCACUUUAUGAAGAGUAGCCGUACCCAUGCCAGGAUCUCGGUACCGUAUCAGGCGCACAGUCUCCCCGGCACAGUGUGCCAAGCCCUGCGGACAGUGGUGACUUUCGCCAGCUCAGCAGGCGUGGGAGGAGGGCAUCGUGGGUCCCAUUCUCCAGGGGAGCUAGGCUCCGGGAGGCUGGGUGGCCUGUCCGAGAAAAGAUCCCGCAGGCACCAGCCUGACUCCACAACUCCUGUUCCUUCUGCUGCCCCGUCCUGUCGUCCUGACGCCACAGGAAUGGCAUCUGUCUCCCCUCCGUAUUUCCCUCUCCACUGCUGUUCCCUCGGGCAUUCUGCAUCCCUCCCCGCCUCCCCCCAGUAAGCUGCAACAGUGAAUUCUGACAGCAAGCUGCGGGGUUAACUCACCGCCUGGGAGACGCAUUGAAACCACACGUUCUUCUUUGUUUCUCUGUCAUGUUUCAGCCGACUCUAGUUCAAUUCCUUAAAAGGUUCCCCACAUCCACUUCUAGUUUUGUAGCUAUCUUAUUUUUCUAGAGGGAGAAACGCUGGUAAAAUGGUUACACUGCCAUCAACUUAAGACAUGUCCUUAGCAUGCGUUAGAUUCGUUGACCUUAUUAUUGGUAUUUGUCGAAAUAUGGGUUCUUGUUGUAGUACGUCUAGAAGGGACAUCGCAGUAUUGCUUUAAACUGAUCUGACCUCAGUAAUAACUCUGUUCUCAGCUACUAAGUUAGUGUGCUGUCUGAUUACAGAAAGUGAUGUGUGUUCAGUGAACGCAUUUGGAUGAUAUAGAAAAGCAUGAAGAGGAACCCAGUAAUCCCACCAUCCUGAGAUACCCAGUUAGCAGAUUUCAGUAUUGUUUUCCAAUGUGUGUAUCUAUGGGUUCACACGCUAUAUACUGCUUUGUAUUUGUUUUAUUUUUUUAUAGUUUCAGCUGUAUAUGACUGUACACUCAAUUUCAGAAAUAAUGAAAAUCCAACACUGUUGGGGGUCCUAAACGGGAAGAAAUAUCAUGCAGAUU
This is a messenger RNA of Panthera uncia (snow leopard), 2407 nucleotides long. RefSeq names its product 1-acylglycerol-3-phosphate O-acyltransferase 4 (gene AGPAT4). Lineage: Eukaryota; Metazoa; Chordata; Mammalia; Carnivora; Felidae. The transcript is spliced from 6 exons. Gene Ontology annotation, cellular component: endomembrane system; mitochondrial outer membrane. The coding region runs from base 15 to 992 and encodes 325 amino acids. The record is from RefSeq and is a predicted model, not a curated record. Gene Ontology annotation, molecular function: 1-acylglycerol-3-phosphate O-acyltransferase activity.